Molecule: messenger RNA, 1538 nt
Organism: Paramecium octaurelia
Lineage: Eukaryota; Ciliophora; Oligohymenophorea; Peniculida; Parameciidae
Source: the annotation of a GenBank genome assembly
AUGAAUAAUAAUAAAGGAAGUUUUCUAUGGUGCAAUCUAUAGCUAUAAGAUAACGAAAAUGCUUACGGCUUAGGAAAUCAAAUAUUAUACACAGGAAUGAAGCCUCCCAUGAUUGGGGGCGUGGAAGAAAUACCUAAAGAGAAUAUAUAGUAAAAUAGAUCGUGCGAUUUGAAUGACUUUUUUAAACAAUACAUUUGCUUGUUUACCAAUAUCGUUGGAUACUAGAGACUAUUGGGCAAUGGCUAAUUGGAUAAUUAAUUGUUGCAUGCAGUAUCUUUAUAGAUUAAAGAAGAUUGUUCAAAAAGGAAAUAAUUAAAUAGUCUUUCAACUAAAUCGAGGAGAAGUUGUCCAAGAACAAUAAUAGAAUCAAGCAAAAGCAAAAAAUAAAUAAAAACAAGAGUCCUCAUCUGAUCUUUUUACAGCACUCAUUCAGUAAGUGAAAAGGGAGUAUAAAGAAGUAAAUAAUGUUGAUAAACUCCUAGCAAAUAGGUAAUUUGGGGAAGAUAUUGCAAUUUAAGCAUCCUCCUAUUAUUGAUUUAAACUUUGUACUUGCUUAAGGAACAGAUGAAAAUGAAGUUAUCCAACCGUAUAUUAAUUCUGAAUUGAUGGAAGAUGAAUUUGAAUUUGUUUCAUAUCAUUUGAGUGAUGCAAAUCCUAUUUAGAUUAUCAAUUCGCACAUUCAGCAAUUAAUAAAAGCUCUAUCAUCGAAUAAAGUAAUAAAUAUUUAUGAAAUUAGAAAUAAGUACUAUACUUCAACGAUAAAACGGUAUUUCCAAUUAAUAAAUACGACGAGGCUUAGAAAAUCCAAUUGUUUAAAUCUGAUUUCAAAAAUAAUAGACGAUUAAUUGUGUAUAAGAAUAAGAUCAAUAAUCUAAUUGAUACUGAAAACAACAAAAUAUUGAAUGUUCAUCAUUACCUCAGUCCAAAAGCAUGUAAGUGUAGUGAAUAAAUUGAUAGUGGACAAUGGAAAAAGAUACUUUGUUAGAGGAGAUUAUGUCUUUCAUCAUUAUAUGCAAGAUGGAUUCGAUGAUAAAGGUUGGGGAUGUGCCUACAGAUCAUUUUAAAGUGUGUUAUCGUGGUUGAUGGAGAAUGGCUAUACAAGCAAGAAGGAGAUACCUAAUCACAAAAGGAUCUAAUAAAUCUUAGUAGAAAUGGGAGAUAAACCGAUUAAUUUUGUUGGAACAUCAGAAUGGAUUGGAGCCUUUGAAGUAAGUAUGUUAAUUACACAUCUGACUGCUGUGGAAUGCAAAAUAUUAAAUGUCUCCAAGGGGACCGAUGUUGUUUCUAAAUUACCUGAAUUCAAAAGCUAUUUUGAGAACUAUGGGGCACCCAUUAUGUUUGGUGGUGGUCUCUAUGCUUACACCUUGUUGGGAAUUGAUUAUAAUGAUGAUGAUUGUAGAUUCUUAAUAUUGGAUCCGCAUUACACUGCCAAUGAUACCAUCAAAUCGGUUAUUGAGAAAUAGGGAGUGAGUUGGAGGAAGGCAGACAUGUUUGAGGAAAAGCAUUUUUAUAACUUUUGCAUGCCUCUAAUAUAAUGA